This is a messenger RNA of Lathyrus sativus (Indian pea), 1017 nucleotides long. The record is from the annotation of a GenBank genome assembly. Lineage: Eukaryota; Viridiplantae; Streptophyta; Magnoliopsida; Fabales; Fabaceae.
AUGUCCACCACAAUUUCUUCUCUUUCCUUCUCUCUCCCUCUCCGCCACAAUUCUAGGGUUUCUCCUUUCAAUCCAAUCUCUUCUACUAUUCCAUUCCAAUCAUUCACCCUUCCUACAAACAAAUGGAGAGUUUUGUGUUUUAAGCAUGAAAAUAUUCCAUCAGAAACUAAUGACUCUGAGCUCAAAGAAGAUAAAUUGUCGGAAGAUUUGAUCAAGUUUAAAGGCGAUGAUGAUGAUGAGGCCAAAGACUUGAAAAAAGACUGGCUUGCUGCUCUUCAUACGAUCAUAAAUACCGUUCUUGGUGUGGAACCCUGGAAAGUUCCUUGGACUGCAAAGACCAUUGUUCAGGUUAUGCUCCUCUGGAUUGCCUCAUUCUGGUUGGUAGGUUCUUGGAUAGUUCCAUUUUUAGCUUACACAGCAGGUUUUAGGAAGGAAACUCUUUCAUACAGAGGACAAGCAUUGUACAGUCUCUUGACAGAUGUUGCCGAAGGCGUGGUUGGGAUAGCUAUACUUCAUCGUUGUCUUGCAAAGUUUAAACCACUCCCAGAUGAUUGGUUCAGAUUUGAACUCAAAGGGAACUGGCAGUUUGAUGUCGGUUUAGGCUGCCUCAUGUUCCCCCUCAUCAAUCAUCUGUCCCAAAUGAACCUAAAUUUAUUGCCUGUUCUUCAAUAUGCUCCAGUUACAGUCUCGAGUGUAGAGCAAUCAAUUUUAGCACGAGACCCUGUGGCAAUGGUCCUAUAUGCAGUGGUAGUUUCAGUUUGUGCCCCAAUAUGGGAGGAGAUUGUCUUUCGAGGUUUCCUUCUCCCAUCUUUAACGAGGUACAUGCCUGUGUGGAGUGCAGUAUUAGUCAGCUCAAUAGCAUUUGCGUUGGCACAUUUUAACAUCCAGAGGAUGCUGCCCCUUGUAUUUCUUGGCAUGGUGAUGGGUUCUGUAUUUGUACGGUCUAGGAACCUCUUGCCAUCAAUGUUGUUGCAUAGUUUGUGGAAUGCUUUUGUAUUUCUGGAUCUCAUGAAAUAG